This is a messenger RNA of Ananas comosus (pineapple), 750 nucleotides long. RefSeq names its product homeobox-leucine zipper protein HOX13-like. The transcript has 2 exons. Gene Ontology annotation, cellular component: nucleus. Gene Ontology annotation, biological process: positive regulation of DNA-templated transcription. The record is from RefSeq and is a predicted model, not a curated record. Gene Ontology annotation, molecular function: sequence-specific DNA binding; DNA-binding transcription factor activity, RNA polymerase II-specific. Bases 1 to 750 code for a protein of 249 amino acids. NCBI's taxonomy places the organism in Eukaryota, Viridiplantae, Streptophyta, Magnoliopsida, Poales, Bromeliaceae.
AUGGUGGUGGUGGGAGCUGGGGUAAUUGUGAAUACGAAGGUCAUGAAUAUGGGGGUUACUACUGGUGUUGCGAAGAAGCGGAGGCUGGGGACGGAGCAGGUGCGGGCGCUGGAGCGGAGCUUCGAGGAGGAGAACAAGCUGGGGCCGGAGCGGAAGGCGCAGCUGGCCCGGGACCUGGGCCUGCAGCCGCGCCAGGUCGCCGUCUGGUUCCAGAACCGCCGCGCCCGCUGGAAGGCCAAGCAGCUCGACCACGACUACGCCGCCCUCCGCUCCCGCCACGACGCCCUCCGCCUCCAGUGCGACGCCCUCCGCCGCGACAAGGACGCCCUCGCCGCCGAGGUCCCCUCAUAUCUCUAUCUAUAUCUAGCUAAAAGCCCGGCUGGGGAAUUCGGAGAUGGUUGUGAAGCUGGAGAAAUCGGAGGCGGCCGACGAUCGGCUGCUGGGACAGGCUACACGGCUACAGGAACCGCUAGCGGCNGGCUGCUGGCGGCGAUCGCCAAGGACAUCGGCACAUCGGACAGCGACUCGAGCGCCGUGUUCAACGAAGACACCAGCCCGUAUUCGGCAGCGGCUUCGGACCCGCAAUGCUUCAGUCUCGAGUUCAGCUCAUACUUCGCCUCCUCUUCUUCUCAUCCUACUCCUUUCUUUGAUAACAAGAUCCAACUGCACAAAACGUUCCUGGAGGAAGCGCUUCUCGACGAAGCUGAGCUUCACAGCCUCUCUUGGUACUGCACUGGGGAGUGGAAUUGA